AAAAAUCCAAGCUCUGUGAGUGUUGGUGAGCUACAGACAAGGCAAGACAUAUUUUUUGUUUUUAGAUACACACACAAUCAUGACAACCUGCAAAAACACCAUAAAGAAAAUGCUGCCAAAGACUUAUCUUUGUAAACAUGUGGCUGAUGAAAUACAUGUUGCAUUGAUCCAUUUCAAAGGCCUUGUUCCAGUGGUGGAUAAAUACAUUUACAGUGAUGGAACCACCAAGGUCUUGAUGAGUCUAACAGGAACUAUCCCCAUCCUUUUUGAAGACACAAGUUAUAACAUCCCCAUAUGUGUGUGGCUCGAGGAGUCCUACCCUAAGUCAGCCCCCAUCUGCUACGUCAGGCCCACGAGGGAGAUGAUGAUCCUGCGGGGAAACUACGUCUCCAGCAAUGGUGACGUCUUGUUGCCGUACUUGCAGGAGUGGAAGCAGGGGAAGUGUGACCUGGUGAGCCUCCUGCAGGUGAUGGUUGCCAUGUUUGGAGACCGCCCUCCUAUCUGUAUGGAGCCUCAUCGUCACCCUGCACAAACAUCCUGUUCGCUGCAGUUCCACAAACAAUCACAGGUGCUUUCCCGGACAGACGGCAGUUUGUAUAUGUCUUUAUCAACAGAAGAUGGGCAACCUGUCCUUCAAGGAAAUGAAACCAGCUGUUAAAAGAUUUCAACAUUAACUUGUUGCUUGUGAAAAAUAUCUCGGGCACAGUAUAACAUGAACAUAAUUGGUUGUUGUUUGAUUCAUUUCAUUCUUUUGUCAGUCAAGAACUAGCAUUUUAUCAUUACAUGUAUAUAAAUGACUUGCAACGUAAUUGUCUGUAAGAUUUAAGAUGCAUUGCCUCAUAUAUACUGUUUACUAUCAUAUUGUACAUUAAGCCUAUGUGUGUGUGUGUAUAUAUAUUUUAUAAAUCAUG
Molecule: messenger RNA, 911 nt
Organism: Syngnathus acus (greater pipefish)
Lineage: Eukaryota; Metazoa; Chordata; Actinopteri; Syngnathiformes; Syngnathidae
Exons: 6
Coding region: 80-658 (192 amino acids)
Biological process (GO): protein modification process; protein transport; endosome to lysosome transport
Cellular component (GO): ESCRT I complex
Molecular function (GO): ubiquitin binding
Source: RefSeq, a predicted model, not a curated record